AUGGCGUUCGCCACUGCUCGCCUUGUCUUUGCCCCACUAUCUCCACCCACCACUUCGUUUAAAUCACAUGCGACAACGUUUCCCAAACUACCCCUCUGUUCUCAGAAGAAUCCCCAUUCUCUUCCCUUGGCCGCCGCCGCCGCCGCCGCCGCCUCCUCUCACAACCAACCGCCUCCGCCGUUCGCCACCGAGAAAGAGCUUCUAGAAUCUGCAGCAGGUUUCGAUGCUGCCGGAGACUCCUUCCCAGCCAUCAGAACUUACGAAAACGAUCUGGCCCGGCUCACCCUCCUCGGUGCCGUCAACUACCGACAAGCCCUUACGGCGGCCGCGGCAGACGGAGGGGCUGCUGCCGAUGAGCAUUUGUCCUCCGGCAUGGCUACCAUGGUUGUGGAAACCUUAUUUCCCGGCGCCUCUGGUGACCACAGCACCAUUGCCACAAGAUUAGUUUUGCCUGCGAAAAAAGUUAAAGAGAGAUCUAUAGAGCUGAAGAAGAGAUUGCGUAGGAAGGAGAUGUUUAGUGGGACCACACAGGACAAUAUACUUGCAAUGACCUUUAGACAAGUAGUCGUGCACCACCUUCAGAGUGUUGAACUGCAAGUAUUUAGUCCUGCAACAGAGCGAAAUAUGAAUGAUCUCGGAAAUCCAAGAGAGGUAUCUGUUGCUUUAACCCUCAGCUCCAUGGAUGAACAGCUCCUUGGUGCAAUUGGAGAGGUUAUUUGUGCUGCUGCCUUUAGAGAUACUAAAAGUCAUACUCUUCAUGUUUCCACAAAUAGAGUAUUUGGUGGCCUUUUCAGUUGGCUUGACAAGAGGAAACAGAUUUCAUCCAGAGAUCAUUCCAUUGUCCUGUACAACUUUCUCGAACAUGAGAUACUCGCAAAUGCCAAAUUUCUGGUGGAGAAGUUCAACUCGGAAAGGGGAAAACAUAAGCUGAAGGUGCCAAAAUUGAAGAGCCGUUGGUGGAUGCCUACAGCUUUCUCAAAGUUGGAGAAGAUUGGUGGUCAUGAAUUUCUCACUUGGGCAAGUGAGGUUUUGCCAGCUUACAUUUUGGAAAUUGCCUCGGACAAGUACAGUGAUGUGGAAUUUGGAGGGUGGAAAAAAACAGAUGGUAAUAGAUGGCAAGUUGUUCUUACUCAUUCCCAAAUGGUUGAUUUGGCUGAUGUAUUGGAUAUGUACUAUGAGGACAUUUUCACAUUGCCCAACAAGAGAUUGCCUUGUUACGCAGCUGUAAAACCAUCGGACUUGGAUUACACAAAGAGCAAUUCUUUUUUGAAGACGUUGUCAUGUGUCUUCGUGAGUGGGAUUCUUUUGGUGACAUUUAGUGUUCUGGGAAAGCUUUUUGUGCCGCAUUUACCGAUUAACUUUAUUCAACAAAAAUCUCAAGCUUCACUCUCUGAUGUCAUCCUCGUGCCUGACCAGUCUCUGGAAAUUCCUGAGUUGGAGACGUGCUGUGUCUCGAUAAUCAGAAAAAUCAAGGAUUCUUUCGGUUGGCCUGAUGAGAUAAGGAUAAAAUCUGGUCCAUGUGCAUGGAUUGGGGAACUGCCUAAAUUCAUGAGGGGAAUGGAUGACAGGGAUUCCACCACUAAGCUUGACAUUUCAUCCAUUUUAGUACCAUUAGCAGAAAAUGAGGUGGAAAAGCAAGCAUUAGAAGACAUCGGUAGUUAUCAGGUGGUGGUGUCAAGUGAGGGGGAUAUCUUAGGAUUUCAACCUACUAAUCGAGUCGCAGUCAACAAUUGGGCAUCAAACCCGUUAGCCAAAGUGUUGCAUGGUGGAAAAACUCUUUCCCCUGGUUUCUUUGAACCCGGUCUCAAAAUCGGCCGUCCAAGUAGCGUGUUGGUAUUGGAGCUGUUGAUGAGUUUGAAUCCCAAAUCCUACUUUGCUAUGGUUAGAGCUGUUGAUGUUAGUGGCACAGGGCAAGCUGAUAGUUGA
Striga hermonthica is the source of this 1926-nucleotide messenger RNA. The record is from the annotation of a GenBank genome assembly. NCBI's taxonomy places the organism in Eukaryota, Viridiplantae, Streptophyta, Magnoliopsida, Lamiales, Orobanchaceae.